AUGCAUUAUGGUGGAUAUUUCAAAUGGAAAUCGAGAAUUAGAUACACUGGCGAAUACGUGAGGGUAUUUUGUGGAUGGGACCCUGAUGAAUUAUCUCCAUUUGAGUUUCAAAAACUGUAUGACACAAUUGAGCGCGGCGUAACAAAUAUGAAUUUUUGGUACUCUAUCCCCUUUCAUGACAUUGAUGUUGGUGUUGUUAGCAUUAAAGAUGAUGUCGACAUCGAGUUAUUGACAACAUGUUAUGAGGGGCUUCCAGAAAUGCACAUAUAUGCUGAGAAGGGGCCUGAUCCCAUUGAAAUUGUGGGAGAAAAAAUAGUUUAUGAAGACGGAGAAGAAGAUGAUGUCAUACCAGAUUAUUCAGAUCUUCCUGAUUGGCUAAGAGAAGCACUAGAACGGCCUGAAGAUAAUGAUAUAUUUGCAGGUUUAAAUGGUCAAGGAUCAACACAGGCAUCUAUAAAUCUAAAAUCUGCAAAUUCUGUUAGAGUUGGUUUAGAGCAGCAACAAGAAAAUCUGCAAGCAAAUGUUAGAAAACAAGUUGAUUUAGAUCAACAGCAGGCCCAAUCCAAAAAACAAACUGAUUCAAAGCAUCAACAACAAGAUCAACAAUCGAAAUCAAGAAAACAAGUAAAGAACCAGACCCAUGAAGUGGGGAGUCAUCCAACAUCAGGUCUGAAAGAUAGCUGCCAUGCCAAUGAGCAGGAAGAGGACUGGAAUGAGCCAGUAAAGGAUGAUGAAAACCAGUUUGACAAAGGGAUAGGAUCUGAUGAUGAAAGCAUCCCUGGUUACAGUUACUUCAAUGCGGAGAAAGAGUUUAGGAAAGAGCAUUUUGAACUAAAGCAAGCAUGCCGGCUAGCAAAUCUUGAAAGAGCUGACCCACAGGAAGGUGACAAGCUAACGGCUGCGGGAUGGUUCAAACGGUUGUCUCCAAAACUAUGGUUUAGAGCCCACUUUAGUAUAGCUGCUUGGAGUAACACAUGCGUUAACAACAUGAAUGAGUCAUGGAAUGAUUACACUCUAAAAAUUAGAAGUGAGCCAAUAAUAACAAUGCUGGAGUGGAUUCGGAGGAGAUUAAUGCAAAGAUUGAUAACAAAACGAGAGGGCAUGCUGAAACAUGGUGGCACUUUAUGUCCAAACAUUCAUGAGAAGUUAGAGAAACUGAAGAUAAAGCCAAGAAAUUGUGUUGCGAUUUAUGGAGGAAAUGGAAAUUUGGAAGUUGAUGGCUAUGGAAGGACAAAUGUUGUCAAUUUGGAGAUGAAAACAUACACCUAUGGUCAUUUUCAACUUAGUGGCAUUCCAUGUGUGCAUACGGUUGCCUGCAUUCAGAGCAGAAAGUUGGAAUUCGAGCAAUAUGUUGAUGCUUGUUACCACAGGGAAGCAUAUUUAAGGGCCUACAACUUCACAAUUGGUCCCGUUCCUUCGAAGCAAUUCUGUGUGGAUAGCAAAUUGCAAUAUUUGAACCCACCAUUGGUGAAAAAACAGUCUGGUAGACCAAAAAAGUAG
Molecule: messenger RNA, 1500 nt
Organism: Coffea arabica (coffee)
Lineage: Eukaryota; Viridiplantae; Streptophyta; Magnoliopsida; Gentianales; Rubiaceae
Source: RefSeq, a predicted model, not a curated record